This is a messenger RNA of Rhodamnia argentea, 1021 nucleotides long. RefSeq lists its product as uncharacterized. NCBI's taxonomy places the organism in Eukaryota, Viridiplantae, Streptophyta, Magnoliopsida, Myrtales, Myrtaceae. Bases 46 to 657 code for a protein of 203 amino acids. The record is from RefSeq and is a predicted model, not a curated record. The transcript is spliced from 4 exons.
UCCUCUUUCACAAACCGAGCACCGCCUAGAGGAAACUGCUUUUGCAUGGAGACGGCGAAGCGGUUGUGGUGCUUCAUGUUGGGAGCUUCGAAGAUGGAGAAGAGAGCGUCGCUGGGAGUUCGAAAGAAGAGACCCACGAAGCGAAGCAAGAAGACGGGUUUGCUGCGUUAUCUCAGGACCGACACUUACAUGUUCGCCCCCUUGAUCUCUCGUUCAAGUUCUCAUCUUUUCCCGCGAAAGACUCUGCCUUUUUCUGAUGCUGGAGGGAGAGCAAGAAAAGAAAAUGAAAGGAGAUUGGUGGAGAAAAUAGGAGAGUACUUGAAGUCCGAUUCCUACAUGUAUGCGCCGAUUGUAGACACUGAAGAGAUUAAAGACACUGUCGCAGGUCCCAUCUGCCAACUUGAGAGGGCAUUGGUCGUAUUUUCAGCGAGGAAAACAACGACGGGCGACCAGUCAAAAAAUCAGUCAGCAAGUCUAAUUGUAGAGAACCACCUCUCCAAGGACAACCGGCCCGAGAUUAGUCUUGCAGGCCACAGUUUCGGACAAAGGGAGACAGUUAAGCACACGGUGUACCAGAACUGUCGCACUUCUACAGUGUCAGUUGUUGCAGGGAAACAGAGGCUGAAUAAAGAGUUCAGGAAAGUUGUCAUUGACUGAAGGGCGUGUUAAGAAGAGAGAUUAUCUUAGGUUCUACGACUCCCGUAUUCGACCACAGAGGAACCGGAAAUCUCUCUUCCGUGUGGCGCUUCUGCUUUUUUCUUCUUCUCUCUUUUAUGCCAGGUUGCAGGUCUAAUGCUUAUGAAACGGGUAUGUAUAUGUCAUGUUUUCUUCAAGUUCCGCAGUCAGUGCUUUGUGUACUAUUGGUGGCAUUCGACGCUCAUGGUUCUUACAACAGAGGUUCCUAUGGGACCGAGACAGACGAAUGUGGAAGCAUGUUCCACACACCUUUGAGUACUUGUGUAUUUUGAGGUAGUUUUUGGGAAUGGAACCACUUAAUUGAUAGGCGCAGUUGCUCCUGAAA